CUGUAGGUCGUCUCGCGAUUCAGAACAAUUACAUUGCUGGUCGGGAACAUUUUAAAUCAAGAUAAUACACUUUUUAAAAACCCAUGAUCCAUGCGCAGAGCUUAUGUUCCCUUUCUCCGUGUGAGAAUAUGACACGUUGCCAAGUUUACUUCCCCUGGAUAGUCUACCUCAGGCGAAAAUGACUAAAGUAGGACUAACCAUAGAAAUAAAAAGAGAGGUUAUGAAAAUGAAUAGGCUACAACACCAUUGUGGAAACAGGUGCUGCGCGAGUGAAACCCCCAGUUUAGGACGACAACAACGCGGUAGAAGAAUUCACAGCCUGCACAAAGUGAAAGAAGGUUUUCCUGCCUGACCGACCUCGUCAGAUAAGACACACACGCCUUUUUUCAGGCUUUUUCCACUCUGCCACCCCCAAGAUGAGCAGGCUGGGCCUCCACAGGGGGCAGUGUUCAGGGCUGCGCCCCAGCCCCGCCGACCCCCAGCCGAGAAGCUGCUGAACGUAACGCACACGUACAGCCACACACACAGAACCUGAGAGCAGGAGCUACACACCCACACACACCGACGGUAGGGUCGAGAUAGAACCAGCGUCUCCUGAUAACGGCCGUGUUUACAUGUGUACAAGGGAGUGGUGUGGUGUUCAGUGACGGGGAAAGGAGAGAGAUCCGCCGAGGGGAGGGGAGCAAGCGGAGGAGGAGUGUGAGGAACACACAGAGAGAGAAACCCAAUCCUCUUCGGUAGCAGAGCUGCGGACGGGCGAGCCUGGGAGAAAGAAAAAAAGAGAGAGAGAGGGAGGAGAGUGCAGAGGUAGAGGGAGCCCUAAGUCCAGCGCAGACUGAGUCAGAGCAUCCAGCCAGGCAGGCAGCGCGUCCUGCAUCCAGAGAGGUGGAGAGACAAGCAGGGCCCCAGACGGAGAGUCAUGGGCUAUGGGGACCAUGGUGACCUAGCGUAAAUGGCUAUUCCUCAGCACAGCUUGGUGCCAGUGUCUGGAGCUCAACCCUCCUCCUCCUCCUCCUCUUCUUGUGUCCCUGCCCGCUGCUGUGCCACGCUGCUGUCCGUCCCCGGCGCUGCCUUCUGCUCUGACCCUGUCGUGCUGCGGCCAUGGUGGCCAGCCUGUGGAAGCUGGUGCGGGGCGUCAGGCAACUGGAGCUCCAUCGCCUCAUCCUGGCGCUCAUCGUCUUCUGCCUCCUCUCCAUGGCCUUCCUGGCCUACUACGUCAGCAACAGCCCCAAGAUCAAGGAGGCACCCCCGUUGCCCUUCAGUGACUGCGGGGGGGUGCCGGUGGCUGUGGGAGGGGGGCAGCGAGCGCCCCUCUUCCUGCCUCGCUCGGGUCGACUGCGCCAGGUGAAGGCCAUGGACAACUCUCGUACGGACCCGGUGGUGCUGGUGUUUGUAGAGAGCAUCUACUCUCAGCUGGGCCAGGAGAUCGUGGCCAUCCUGGAGUCCAGCCGCUUCCGCUACCGCACUGAGAUCGCCCCGGGGAAGGGAGACAUGCCCACGCUGACUGAGCGCAACCGCGGCCGCUACGCCCUCGUUAUCUAUGAGAACUUACUGAAGUACGUCAACCUGGACGCCUGGAACCGCGACCUGCUGGACAAGUACUGCGUGGAGUACAGUGUAGGCAUUAUCGGCUUCUUCAAGGCCAACGAGAACUCGCUGCUCAGUGCCCAACUCAAGGGCUUCCCUCUCUUUCUGCACUCCCACUUGGGCCUGAGGGACUACCGCAUCAACCCCAACGCCCCUCUGCUCUACAUCACCAGACCUAAUGAGGUGGAGCAGGGCCCCCUUCCCGGGGACGACUGGACCGUGUUCCAGUCCAACCACUCGACCUACGAGCCUGUCCUCCUGGCUAGCACCAAGUCCUCUGACACCCUGGCUCACCUGGGGCCACUCAGGGCUAUGCACUCCACCGUGGUCCAGGACCUGGGGCUUCACGACGGCAUCCAGAGGGUCUUGUUUGGAAACAACCUGUCCUACUGGCUGCACAAGCUGGUGUUUGUGGAUGCCAUCGCCUACCUGACGGGCAAGCGGCUCUGCCUCUCGCUGGAGCGCCACCUGCUGGUGGACGUGGACGACAUCUUCGUGGGCAAGGAGGGCACCCGCAUGAAGGUGACCGACGUAGAGGCCUUGCUCAAAACGCAAAACAAGCUGCGAAUGCUGGUCCCCAAUUUUACCUUCAACCUCGGCUUCUCUGGAAAGUUCUAUCACACAGGCACAGACGAGGAGGACCGGGGAGAUGACAUGCUGCUAAGACACAGGAAGGAGUUCUGGUGGUUCCCCCACAUGUGGAGUCACAUGCAGCCCCACCUGUUCCACAACGUCAGCGUGCUGGCUGAGCAAAUGAGGCUCAACAUGCUGUUUGCCCAGGAGCAUGGGAUUCCUACAGACUUGGGCUAUGCUGUGGCCCCCCACCACUCAGGGGUCUACCCCGUCCACAGCCAGCUGUACGAGGCCUGGAAGUCAGUGUGGGGCAUCAAGGUGACCAGCACAGAGGAGUACCCUCACCUCAGACCAGCCCGCUACCGCAGGGGCUUCAUCCACAAUGGCAUCCAGCUUUCCCGUUCUAGACUGCAGGGAGAGAGAGUAUGGAAUCACUUGGGAACUUUUGGAUUUGAGGUGUUACCCAGACAGACAUGUGGCCUCUUCACUCACACCAUCUUCUAUAACGAGUACCCAGGAGGCUCCAAAGAGCUGGACAAGAGCAUCAGGGGAGGAGAGCUGUUCCUCACCGUCCUCCUCAACCCUAUCAGCAUCUUCAUGACCCACCUGUCUAACUAUGGAAACGACCGGCUGGGCCUGUACACCUUUGAGUCACUGGUGAAGUUUGUUCAGUGUUGGACCAACUUGCGGCUUCAGACACUCCCCCCCAUUCAGCUGGCUGACAAAUACUUCCAGAUCUUCCCUGAGGAGAGAGACCCCCUCUGGCAGAACCCAUGUCAUGACAAGAGACAUAAAGACAUCUGGUCGAAAGAAAAGACCUGUGAUAGACUACCGAGGUUCCUGGUCAUAGGCCCACAGAAAACAGGCACCACAGCCCUGCACUCGUUCCUGAGCCUCCACCCUGCCAUCACCAGUAGCUUCCCCAGUCUUGUCACCUUUGAGGAGAUCCAGUUCUUUAGCGGGCCCAACUACAACAACGGCAUUGACUGGUACAUGGACUUCUUCCCCUUCCCAUCGAAUGUCAGUACAGACUUCAUGUUUGAGAAAAGUGCCAACUACUUUGACACGGAGGUAGCCCCUAAGAGAGCGGCCGCCCUGCUGUCCCGGGCCAAGAUCCUGGCUGUACUCAUCAACCCAGCGGACCGCGCCUACUCCUGGUACCAGCACCAGCGGGCUCACCAGGACCCGAUGGCCGUUAACCAUACGUUCCAGGAGGUGGUGACAGCGGGGCCUGCCACCCCCCGAGAGCUGCUCAUCCUGCAGAGGCGCUGCCUUAAACCUGGGGCCUACGCCACACACCUGGAGCGCUGGCUACACCACUACCAGCCCAGCCAGGUCCACAUAGUGGAUGGGUCCCAACUGCGAUCCCACCCUGCCCUGGUCAUGGAGGGCAUCCAGAGGUUCCUGGGGGUUACACCCAUCUUCAACUACACCCAGGCUCUGACGUAUGAUGAAAGUAAAGGGUUCUGGUGCCAGAGGGUGGAAGGAGCACGACCCAAGUGUUUGGGCAAGAGUAAAGGCAGGAAAUACUCUGACAUGACUCCUGAGUCCCGUGCCUUCCUGACGGAGCAUUACCGGGAGCACAACAUGGAGCUGCUGAGGCUGCUGAACCGGCUGGGCCAGCCCCUGCCCGCCUGGCUGAGAGAGGAGCUGCAGAGCUCCAGCUGGAGCUGAGACUGGACCUCCCUACGGAACCACAGCCACAGCCUGGGACUGGAGCACUGCCCUGCCUGGCCUGGCCCGGGGUAAGAGGGCCCUGUUUACCCACACCCAACACCAGUCACUACAGAGGGUGGAAGAGGAGAGAAGGUGGGAGGACAGCCCCCUAUCGGGACAAUGGACUCCUCCACCCUGAAAUGCCACUGUAGAAACCAAUUCUCACGGGAGGGGAAUAAUGACCUCUAAUAAGGGAGUUAACGAGUUGGACUGCUGAAACAACCCUCCCUCUUUCCCCUCGCAGUCGCACACAUCAUCGUCAUCCAGAAAGUAGAGGACUUGUCUCAGCCUGCAGCCGGUUGGAUUGACUGACGCCAGGGUCUGGCAGACUGAGAGGGAGUGGGGGGUCUAAUGUCAUGUUACCCCCCUUUUUAACAGGAACUGAUAUCUUGUGGCCCUGGAGUGCAUGAAUAAACCCGGCAACAUACGUGUGGUCACAAGCUCACACACACACUUCUCAUUUCUUCAGAAGAAUGAAUGUAAAAUGUUGUAAAUUUUAAAGCUGUUGUAUAUUGUUGGUGGGGGAUGGGUGGGAAAUGUGACAAAAUAGACAUGAACUAAACAAGACCGCAAACUCUAGUGCUAUGGACAAAGAUGUGUGCCGUAGGAUGGAUGUAGUGCAUCACAGGCCACGGCUCCUCCAGACUGUGCAUCCACAAGUCUACAGAGAAACCCACACACUUUAACCAUGCACGUUCUCCCUCACUCUCACGUAGGUACCCAGUCAGUGUAGAGCUGUGUAGAAAGAGAAGAGGAUGAGCUAGAGAGAGAGGUUCUAGAUCUUUCUGCUUGUGAGUGUCUGUCGUAACAGGAGCUGCUGUCUUGUUUUGUUUUCUGUUUAUUUUGCCAAAACUACAAAACAAAGACCAAUGCUGUAUCAUCUCUAAUAAACUGAGGUUAGAAUGG
Salmo salar (Atlantic salmon) is the source of this 4782-nucleotide messenger RNA. Lineage: Eukaryota; Metazoa; Chordata; Actinopteri; Salmoniformes; Salmonidae. The record is from RefSeq and is a predicted model, not a curated record.